UGAUAAUGAAGACUUCAAAUGUGAAUUUAAUAAAGGAUACUGUAACGUAUCUGAUGUUGAAGAGAAAAAGGUCUUUGGAAUGAACAACUGUCAGUUAGAUAAGUCAAAGGCUGAUAUUGAUCAAAUGAUGGUUAUAAAAAAUGAUAUUGAGCGUGAUAGUAUUGUAAAAGAUAAAUAUAAAGUACCUACACUUGCGAAGAUGAAUAAGAUACGUGAUCUUGCCAAAUUAAAUCAAAAUGGAAUUGUUAAAAAAGAUGAAUAUAAAAUAUCUAAUAAUUAUCGAAAACUAAACUAUUUACCUGCUUCAGUUUUAUACUCUUAUGAUAAUAAUCUUUAUCUUUUUGCUAUAAAUGAUCAAGAACUAUUAAAAUGA
Molecule: messenger RNA, 373 nt
Organism: Racocetra persica
Lineage: Eukaryota; Fungi; Glomeromycota; Glomeromycetes; Diversisporales; Gigasporaceae
Source: the annotation of a GenBank genome assembly